AACAAUUAUUUUUUACCAUUUCAAAGAAAACACAAAAGCGAAGACGAAGACUACAGGCAUAUGUAGAGAGAAGAAGCAUAGACUUUUUCGAUAAAGCUACGUUUGCCCAGAACCCCAAAGCGUGUUGUAUUUUCUUGUUUCGCAUUUAUAGGUACUUUUCGAUUUGCUCCUUGUUAACCUUUGAAGAAAGAGUAUUCAAUCAAAUACCAAUGAGUGAAAACCUGGUUUUGUGUGCUGAGCGUCUCAUAACACCUGAAAGUUUGCAGUCAAUGCAAGAAACGAAGGAGCCAGGAUCUUCUGGGGGCUCUUCAUCUUCUCAUAAUGCUAAUGACUCCGCUUGUGUAAUUGAUGUUGAAGGGGUGGAGGAACAUGGUGUACCUGGAGAAGAAGAACCACUUAUUCAAACAAUGGAAUGCCGCAUUUGUCAAGAGGAGGAUUGCAUUAAUAAUUUGGAGGCCCCUUGUGCUUGUAGUGGCAGCUUGAAGUAUGCCCACAGGAAAUGUGUUCAACGAUGGUGUAAUGAAAAAGGAGAUAUAACUUGUGAGAUAUGUCAUCAGCCUUACCAACCUGGUUAUACUGCCCCACCGCCGCCUCCUCCAUUAGAAGAGACAGCAAUUGAUAUCAGUGAUGGUUGGACUAUUGCUGGAUCUCCUUUGGAUUUGCAUGAUCCGCGAAUUUUGGCUAUGGCAGCAGCAGAACGUCAUUUUUUGGAGGCCGAGUAUGAUGAGUAUGCUGAUUCAAGUGCUAGUGGAGCGGCAUUUUGUCGCUCUGCGGCUCUAAUUUUAAUGGCCCUUCUACUCUUAAGGCAUGCGAUGUCACUUACUGGAGAUGGUGAUGAAGAUGCUUCUACAUUUUUUUCUCUUUUCCUGAUACGGGCCGCUGGUUUUCUUCUCCCAUGUUACAUCAUGGCCUGGGCCAUCAGUAUAUUGCAGCAACGACGGCAAAGACAGGAAGCGGCAGCACUUGCAGCUUCAGAGGUUGCAUUCAUGCUGCAAGCUGGGCAACGACGGAACUUGCAAGUCACCAUAGCACCUGGACCUGCAGUAACUCCCCAGCAAGCUGCAACUCCACAACAAGAACCACUUCAAUGAUGAAUUCAUUACAGACACGUGAAUGAUUGUCUUGGCCAUGAUUGAUUCAUCUCUAAUUUUUUUUUUUUUUCAAUUCCAGCUUGCAAAUUUUAUUUUAGUCUUUUGACAUGUGUAUGUACAUAAAUCCUUGAUCACAGCCUUACCGGUGCUGCUUUAGAAACUUACAUGUGGUAGAGCUCUCGUUUGAAGAGUGAAAAUAUUCUCCGAAUUUAGUUGUAACUUUUGGCAUGAUUGGUCAUGCAUGCAUAAAAAUAUAUUUGUUUAUGUCCAUGUGAA
Jatropha curcas is the source of this 1367-nucleotide messenger RNA. Its product is annotated as RING/FYVE/PHD zinc finger superfamily protein. Gene Ontology annotation, molecular function: ubiquitin-protein transferase activity; zinc ion binding. Gene Ontology annotation, cellular component: membrane. NCBI's taxonomy places the organism in Eukaryota, Viridiplantae, Streptophyta, Magnoliopsida, Malpighiales, Euphorbiaceae. Gene Ontology annotation, biological process: protein ubiquitination. The record is from RefSeq and is a predicted model, not a curated record.